Messenger RNA from Clupea harengus (Atlantic herring), 3633 nucleotides. RefSeq names its product collagen beta(1-O)galactosyltransferase 1a (gene colgalt1a). The record is from RefSeq and is a predicted model, not a curated record. Gene Ontology annotation, molecular function: procollagen galactosyltransferase activity. Lineage: Eukaryota; Metazoa; Chordata; Actinopteri; Clupeiformes; Clupeidae.
AUUGAUCAGAAUGCUGAAAUUGAAACUUGUGAAUUUUUUCAAGUUAAUCUCAAAGAUGGAAAUAUUAGUAGAAGUAGGUUUCCAAGGCGAGGUUAAACCACCUUGUAAAGUACUAUUCCUAAUACAUUAUUCUUUAAUGCAGUAAAACACCUGGUUCCAGUAAGAUUCCCGAUUACAAGGUGUAUUUCGAUUCAUGUGGCUAGGUAAAGAGCGUCUUGAAUUACCACCCCUCCAGGGAUGGAAACGACUAUUUGACGCUCCUCACUACAACAGGACGUUUCCUUUAACAUCCAUUUUGGGCUGCAUUCCCUUUAACUGCCCCUUGAGCUCACCAUUAAAAGAGAGUUGGGAACUUGCAGCGUUGUCACUAUACGCCGUAUUUCUGUCGGUUAAAAGAAAUUUCUCAUUGGAGAACUCUCAAACUUGGAAUUUUUCUCGCCUUGCCUUCGUGUCACUUUUGGCAAUAUCGGAUACACUUGCUCUGUGAUUCCUUUUGUUCUACAAUGUACAAGUUUCCUUUGCUAGUGCUUACUUUACUGUCGUCCCUAAAGUUAGAAGAAGUCCAAGGAUACUUUCCAGAGGAGCGCUGGAACCCUGAAUCCCCGCUGCUUGCCCCAAGAGUUCUUAUUGCUCUCAUCUGUCGCAAUUCGGAACAUUCAUUAGCAUAUUUUCUUGGGACUAUUGAACGCCUGAACUAUCCUAAAGAUCGCAUUGCACUAUGGGUAGCCACAGACCACAAUGUGGACAACACCACCACAAUGCUGAAGGACUGGCUUGUCAAGGUGCAGAAGGCCUACCACUCGGUGGAAUGGAGACCUCUGGAGCAACCCAGAGCUUUUCAAGAUGAGCAUGGGCCGAAGCAGUGGUCCACCAUGCGCUACGCCUAUGUGAUGAAACUUCGGCAAGCGGCGCUUGAGUCCGCCAGGGAAAUGUGGGCUGACUACUUCAUGCUUAUUGACUGUGACAACCUCUUGACCAACCCGGAUGUGCUGUGGAGGCUCAUCGAGGAAAACAAGACUAUAGUGGCUCCAAUGCUGGAGUCCAGGGCCGCAUACUCAAACUUCUGGUGUGGGAUGACCGCCCAGGGGUACUACAAGCGCACCCCUGCCUAUUUACCCAUACGGAAGCAGGCCCGGAAGGGCUGCUUUGCCGUACCCAUGGUCCACUCGACAUUCCUGAUUGACUUGAGGAAGGAGGCCUCCAGACAGUUAGCCUUCCAUCCCCCACACCCAGAGUACAACUGGGCCUUUGAUGACAUCAUAGUGUUUGCCUUCUCGGCUCGCGUGGCAGAUGUUCAGAUGUUCGUACUUAACAAAGAAAAGUUUGGAUUCCUCCCUGUACCACUGCGUGCUCAUAACACCCUCAAGGAUGAAGCAGACAGUUUCAUUCACUCUGUGUUGGAGGUUAACGUGAGGAACCCUCCCCUGGAGUCUUCAAAAUACCUGCUACCUCCCGUCAGGCAGCCAGACAAACUUGACUUUGAUGAGGUGUUCAUGAUAAACCUGCAGCGACGGGCGGACCGGCGGGAGCGCAUGUUGAGGGCCAUGCAGGAGCAGGAGAUCGCCUGUAAGGUUGUCGCCGCCGUGGACGGGAAAGCCAUGAAUAUGAGUGAGAUUGAAGAGAUGGACAUCCACAUGCUCCCGGGGUACAAUGACCCUUACCAUGGCCGACCUCUCACUAAGGGAGAACUGGGCUGCUUCCUCUCCCACUACAACAUCUGGAAGGAGAUCGUGGAGCGCGGCCUGAGAACCUCGCUGGUAAUCGAGGAUGAUCUACGCUUCGAGGUGUUCUUCAAGCGCCGGCUGCAGAACCUCAUGGCCGAGGUGGAGAGUGAAGGUCUUGACUGGGACCUCAUCUACAUUGGAAGGAAAAGGAUGCAGGUAGACCACAGAGAGAAGGCCGUGCCCAACAUUCACAACCUGGUGGAGGCUGACUACUCCUACUGGACGCUGGGAUACAUGAUGUCGCUGCAGGGGGCAAAAAAGCUCCUAAAAGCUGAGCCCUUGAAGAGAAUGCUACCAGUGGAUGAGUUUCUGCCCGUCAUGUUCAACAAACAUCCUGUCAAAGCCUACAUGGAGCACUUUAAGACGAGGAACCUGAAGGCGUUUUCUGCCGAGCCGCUGCUGGUGUUCCCGACUCACUACACCGGCGACGCGGGCUACGUCAGCGACACCGAAACCUCCACGGUGUGGGACAACGAGAGCGUCCGCACAGACUGGGACAGGGCUCGCUCGGCCAAGACCAAAGAGCAGGCAGAGAUCAGCACAGAGGCGCAGAACUCGGACGUUCUCCACUCUCCACUGGACAGGACUGCACGGGACGAGCUAUGAGCUAAGUCACAGGACCAUGACAAGAGCCUUUACCUGAAUGUUGGACUAAACGCCCAGUACAACCUUUUGAAUGUCUCUUCUUUUUAUGAGUGUGUUUUUUUUUUUUUAUUGUCCGUGAAUUGUGAAUUGGAUUAUCACCGUACAUGGGUCUUGGUGCUUUUGUCCCUUUGUGGGAUAUUGGGGUGGGGGGGUUCCAGCUUUAAGGUUCCGGGGGGGGGGGUUCCAGCUUUAAGGCAAUUUCGUUAGCAUGUAAAGCAUUAUCUACUCUUGGGUAGAUAUGACAUGUGUAGGCCACUUACGCCUCACAGAAAUGUAGGAAAUGAUCCAUCCUUUUGGUUAUUGACAGGCAUACAGUCCCUCCCCUCGGAGGACAUUCGCUGUCUUGUUCUGUUCUUAGAUCAGCCGUGCAAUAGUUCAACCAAAGGUCAAAGCGACUGCUCUUACAUUGUCGUAAUCCAUUGUGGUAUUGUUCCAAUAUUUUCAUUGUGUUUUACAUGGGUAUGCUUUGGGAAUACUUUUUAAGUCACCGUCAGUGUGCAGAUAGCUUACUUGAGAUGAAAUGCAACUUAAUACAACUUAAUCCUCUGCCCCUCAAACCAGAGACUUAAGAAUAGUUUUUAUAUCAAAGUCGGUGUGAUCUGGCAAAUAGAUCAUUUUGCCACGAAUAGAUCAUAGAUGGGAAUAACGUAUAAGGUAUACAUAAGGUAACUUUAUACAACGCUGUCUCGACUCCUCCGGCCAAAGACGAGAAGCCACCAACUGUAAUAUUCAGCCAGUCUAAAGCUCCCCUCUCUGGCCACAUGCUAUUGUAGUAUAGAAACGACUGCAGCCUAACUCGCAUCUUUAAUGACACCGUUCACGGCUUUGUCGGCAGACUGACGCCAGAAGCUCAGGACCAACCACUGUAAACACUCCACACUUCGGUUAGGGAAGGAGUGUGCCAUUUAAAAGAGCAAUAAAGUUCCCACUCAAGAAUUCCUCAAGACCACUGUCAAACCUCCAUGGUCUCUGUGUCUCUGGGCUGUCGUUUGAGGCAGGGCCGUGGUACAUUAGAUGUGCUGCUGUUGAGCACAAUAGCCUAAAUUGGGACUCUCGUUGUGUUUUUUGGGCUGGGAUAGUGGGUGUUUUUGUCGAGACUAUUUUGAGACUAAGGUAGGGCUGGCAGGGCCUUACAGCUACUGUUGUUUGUUUCUUUUUUCAGUUUUGGUCAAUUUCUUUUUGCUGUGCAAAUUGCAGCCGUCACAUUAUCGCAUCAAGCUGUGCAUUCAUACUUAAAUAAAUUAUCAAAUGUUUUGUAAAAAAA